AAACUGGAAAUCAGCAUGAUGCAGGGAUUUGCCCGUCUCUUGAUCAACUUGUUAAAGAAAAAGGAACUUCUUUCAAGAGAUGAUUUGGAGUUACCUUGGAGACCACUUUAUGACAUGGUGGAAAGAAUAUUAUAUUCCAAGACAGAGCACCUGGGAUUAAAUUGGUUUCCUAAUUCUGUAGAAAAUGUUCUCAAAACACUCGUGAAAAGCUGCCGACCAUACUUUCCAGCAGAUGCCACAGCUGAGAUGCUAGAAGAAUGGCGGCCUUUAAUGUGCCCUUUUGACGUAACAAUGCAAAAGGCCAUCACUUACUUUGAAAUAUUUCUUCCUACCUCCCUUCCUCCAGAACUUCAUCAUAAAGGUUUUAAACUUUGGUUUGAUGAAUUAAUUGGCCUUUGGGUUUCAGUGCAAAAUCUCCCACAGUGGGAGGGGCAACUAGUAAAUCUCUUUGCUCGAUUGGCUACAGAUAAUAUAGGGUACAUAGAUUGGGAUCCAUAUGUACCAAAGAUAUUUACGAGAAUUCUGAGAAGCUUGAACCUCCCAGUGGGAAGCAGUCAAGUGUUAGUCCCAAGAUUUUUAACAAAUGCAUAUGAUAUAGGACAUGCUGUAAUAUGGAUCACCGCCAUGAUGGGUGGACCAAGUAAGCUAGUACAGAAACACUUGGCUGGUUUGUUUAACAGCAUCACAUCUUUUUACCACCCUUCAAAUAAUGGGCGCUGGCUGAACAAGUUAAUGAAACUACUUCAGCGGUUGCCAAACAGUGUUGUUAGAAGAUUGCAUCGUGAAAGAUACAAGAAGCCUUCUUGGUUGACUCCUGUGCCUGAUAGCCAUAAGCUUACUGAUCAAGAUGUUACAGACUUUGUACGAUGCAUUAUUCAACCUGUCCUCUUGGCUAUGUUUAGCAAAACUGGUAGUUUAGAAGCAGCACAGGCUCUGCAGAAUCUUGCACUCAUGAGACCUGAGUUAGUAAUACCCCCUGUACUUGAAAGAACGUAUCCUGCACUAGAGACUUUAACAGAACCUCACCAGCUCACAGCUACUUUAAGUUGUGUAAUUGGAGUAGCCCGCAGUUUGGUAUCAGGUGGCAAAUGGUUUCCUGAAGGUCCAACACACAUGCUACCUCUGUUGAUGAGAGCAUUGCCUGGGGUGGAUCCAAAUGACUUCAGUAAAUGCAUGAUCACAUUCCAGUUUAUAGCAACAUUUUCCACUCUGGUGCCUUUAGUAGAUUGUUCAUCUGUACUACAAGAAAGAAGUGACCUCACAGAAGUGGAACGAGAACUUUGUUCAGCCACAGCUGAAUUUGAGGAUUUCGUCUUACAAUUUAUGGACAGAUGUUUUGGACUUAUAGAAAGUAGCACAUUGGAGCAAACAAGAGAAGAGACAGAAACUGAGAAAAUGACUCAUUUGGAGAGUUUGGUCGAAUUAGGUCUGUCUUCUACGUUUAGUACAAUCCUCACACAAUGUUCCAAAGAAAUAUUUAUGGUCGCCCUUCAGAAAGUUUUUAAUUUUUCUAUUUCACAUAUAUUUGAAACAAGAGUAGCAGGCCGCAUGGUGGCUGACAUGUGCCGUGCUGCUGUAAAGUGCUGCCCAGAGGAGUCUUUGAAGUUAUUUGUUCCUCACUGCUGCAGUGUUAUAACUCAGCUUACAAUGAAUGAUGAUGUGUUAAAUGAAGAAGAGCUAGAUAAGGAGUUGCUGUGGAAUCUUCAACUUUUGUCUGAGAUUACUCGAGUGGAUGGGAAGAAAUUGCUUCUUUAUAGGGAGCAGCUUGUAAAGAUUCUCCAAAGAACCCUGCACCUGACCUGUAAGCAGGGUUACACUCUGUCUUGUAACCUUCUACACCACCUUCUUCGCUCUACGACACUCAUCUACCCUACAGAGUACUGCAGUGUGCCAGGUGGCUUCGACAAGCCUCCUUCUGAAUACUUUCCUAUAAAGGACUGGGGUAAACCAGGGGACUUGUGGAAUCUGGGCAUCCAGUGGCAUGUUCCUUCUUCAGAGGAAGUGGCUUUUGCAUUCUAUCUGUUGGACUCUUUUCUUCAGCCUGAGCUCAUCAAACUCCAGCACUGUGGUGAUGGCGAACUUGAAAUGUCUAGAGAUGAUAUUCUACAGAGUCUGACUAUAGUGCACAACUGUUUAAUUGGGUCAGGAAACCUCCUACCUCCACUGAAAGGAGAGCCAGUUACUAACUUGGUACCAAGUAUGGUGUCCUUGGAAGAGACAAAGUUGUAUACUGGACUUGAAUACGAUCUAUCCAGAGAGAACCACCGAGAAGCAAUUGCUAGGGUCAUAAGGAAACUUCUCAACCACAUACUUAACAAUUCAGAGGAUGAUACCAAGUCUUUGUUUCUUAUCAUAAAGGUUAUUGGAGACCUUUUGCAGUUCCAAGGAUCUCACAAGCAUGAAUUUGACUCUCGUUGGAAAAGCUUUAACCUAGUAAAGAAAUCAAUGGAAAAUCGGCUCCAUGGGAAAAAACAACAUAUCAGAGCACUGUUGAUUGACAGAGUAAUGUUGCAGCAUGAGCUACGAACACUGACUGUUGAGGGUUGUGAAUAUAAAAGGAUACAUCAAGAUAUGAUCAGAGAUCUACUUCGUUUAUCUACAAGUUCAUACAGUCAGGUCAGAAAUAAGGCUCAGCAAACGUUUUUUGCUGCCUUGGGCGCAUAUAACUUCUGUUGUAGAGAUAUCAUUCCCUUGGUUUUGGAGUUCUUACGGCCCGAUAGACAAGAUGUCACACAACAGCAAUUCAAGGGUGCCUUGUAUUGUCUCCUUGGAAAUCACAGUGGUGUAUGUUUGGCAAACCUUCAUGAUUGGGACUGUAUUGUACAGACGUGGCCAGCAAUUGUUUCUUCUGGGCUUAGCAAAGCGAUGUCCCUGGAAAAACCAUCAAUAGUGAGACUAUUUGAUGAUCUUGCAGAAAAGAUUCAUCGGCAAUAUGAAACAAUUGGCUUGGACUUCUCAAUCCCGAAGUCCUGUGUUGAAAUAGCAGAAUUACUUCAACAAUCAAAAAACCCCUCUUCCAACCAGAUAAUGCUUAGUUCAGAAGAAAUAAAAGAAGGACUUAAACGCCAACAAGAGAAGAAUGCUGAUGCCCUGAGGAACUAUGAAAAUUUGGUAAACACUUUAUUAGAUGGUGUGGAGCAAAGAAAUCUGGAUGAUAAUUAUAUGGCAAUCUCAGCUGUGGCUGGUAUUCUUAAGCAGCUCAAAAGAACCCACAAAAAGCUGACCAUCAAUCCUUAUGAAAUGGGUGGAUAUUCUAAACCUACCCAAAUUCUUGCUGGUGAUAGGCCUGAUAAUCAUUGGUUGCAUUAUGAUAGCAAAAGUAUACCGAGAACCAAAAAAGAAUGGGAGUCAAGCUGCUUUGUGGAAAAAACUCACUGGGGAUACUACACCUGGCCGCAGAAUAUGGUUGUUUAUGCUGGUGUGGAAGAGCAGCCUAAGCUGGGCAGAAGCAGGGAAGAUUUGACAGAGGCUGAACAGAUUAUAUUUGAUCAUUUUUCUGAUCCUAAAUUUGUUGAACAGUUAAUUACUUUUCUAUCUUUAGAAGACAGAAAAGGAAAAGAUAAGUUUAAUCCUCGCCGUUUUUGCCUCUUUAAGGGCAUAUUCAGAAAUUUUGAUGAUGCGUUUCUGCCAAUUCUGAAGCCCCAUUUAGAACGUUUGGUUGCAGAUUCACAUGAAAGCACCCAGCGAUGUGUUGCAGAAAUUAUAGCUGGUUUAAUCAGAGGUUCUAAGCAUUGGACAUUUGAAAAGGUGGAGAAGCUUUGGGAGCUUCUUUGCCCUCUGCUUAGAACAGCACUGUCCAACAUUACAGUAGAAACUUACAAUGACUGGGGAACUUGUAUAGCGACAUCCUGUGAAAGCAGAGAUCCCCGGAAACUUCAUUGGCUCUUUGAGCUACUGUUGGAAUCACCAUUGAGUGGUGAAGGAGGAUCCUUUGUAGAUGCAUGUCGACUCUAUGUGCUGCAAGGUGGCCUUGCCCAGCAAGAGUGGAGAGUGCCGGAGCUAUUGCACAGACUACUGAAGUACUUGGAACCCAAACUCACCCAGGUUUACAAAAAUGUUAGGGAAAGAAUAGGGAGUGUGCUGACCUACAUAUUUAUGAUAGAUGUUUCUUUGCCAAACACGGCGCCAACAGCAUCCCCUCGGGUCCCUGAGUUUACUGCUCGAAUUCUAGACAAACUGAAACCCCUCAUGGAUGUGGAUGAAGAAAUUCAGAACCAUGUUAUGGAAGAAAAUGGAAUUGGUGAAGAAGAUGAACGAACUCAAGGCAUUAAACUCUUGAAAACUAUAUUGAAAUGGCUGAUGGCUAGUGCCGGAAGAUCCUUCUCUACAGCUGUCACAGAACAACUUCAACUUCUACCUUUGUUUUUUAAGAUUGCCCCGGUGGAAAAUGACAAUAGCUAUGAUGAACUGAAAAGAGAUGCAAAGUUAUGUUUGUCACUAAUGUCUCAGGGGUUGCUUUACCCUCAUCAAGUGCCUUUGGUACUUCAGGUGCUAAAACAAACAGCAAGAAGCAGUUCUUGGCAUGCUAGAUACACAGUACUGACCUACCUCCAGACCAUGGUAUUUUAUAACCUCUUUAUUUUCCUUAACAAUGAAGAUGCAGUUAAAGACAUCAGGUGGCUGGUUAUAAGUCUUUUGGAGGAUGAGCAACUAGAGGUUCGAGAAAUGGCUGCUACCACCUUAAGUGGUCUGUUACAAUGUAAUUUCCUGACCAUGGACAGUCCUAUGCAGAUUCAUUUUGAGCAACUUUGCAAAACAAAACUACCGAAGAAAAGAAAGCGAGACCCUGGUUUUGUAGGAGAUACAAUUCCUUCUGCAGAGUUGGUCAAACGUCAUGCUGGGGUGCUAGGACUCGGUGCGUGUGUUCUUUCUAGUCCUUAUGAUGUUCCCACCUGGAUGCCCCAGCUCCUUAUGAAUCUCAGUGCACAUCUAAAUGAUCCGCAGCCUAUUGAGAUGACUGUAAAAAAGACCUUAUCCAAUUUCCGAAGGACGCACCAUGACAACUGGCAAGAACACAAACAGCAAUUCACAGAUGACCAGCUGCUUGUUCUCACCGAUCUCCUUGUGUCACCAUGCUAUUAUGCAUAGAAGGAUGAGUAGUCCUCACUUCAAGCUCUUUUCAUCAAAAAUUCCAGAUCCUCAGGUACCAUCUGUGGUGGCUCUCUGCAGGUUUUUAAACCCCGCCUCUGCUGAGCUCUCAUCGGUUUGGUGGUUUCUGUGUUUAGUCACAUUAGUCUACGUUCCACAGGCUCUCAGCUGCCAUUUGAUUACCUACCUUGUCUGGAAGUAUCUCCAGAAUACUGAACACUUUUUCUUUGAGGCAUCUGACAAAGCCACAGUGUCUCAGACUAGAAAUAAUUACCCAAUAUGAUCAUGGCAUCCAAGAACAAACAGAGUCUAGGAAAUCAUUAAGAAACAAUUUACUUGUAAUGGAGAAUACCUGUCUUUAAUACAGGUCCUGUCAUUUCACUCAUCUCAAAUUAUUUUGAAUUUUUUCCAAAUGGCUGUUGGGUGUAGAUGGUAGUAGGGCUGCGGGCCAUAAAUCAAAGCCUGAGAGCUUUGGGUCUGGAGAGCCAUGAAGAGGGAAGUAAGAGAGCCAAGUUUGGAGCCUAACCAAGGACCUGAUGGAUCACUCCACCAAGACACAGAAGUGAAGUCUUUGUCCACGGUCUUCCUACAGACUGGAAUUUUUGGUGCUGAUAGAGCAGUUGCUGAAAAACUGGGGGUUUGGUGAAUAAAUUUUUGAUUAAUUGUUGUGCGU
Messenger RNA from Puma concolor (puma), 5761 nucleotides. Lineage: Eukaryota; Metazoa; Chordata; Mammalia; Carnivora; Felidae. The record is from RefSeq and is a predicted model, not a curated record.